Hippocampus comes (tiger tail seahorse) is the source of this 548-nucleotide messenger RNA. RefSeq names its product dynein heavy chain 2, axonemal-like. The transcript is spliced from 3 exons. Gene Ontology annotation, cellular component: dynein complex. Bases 153 to 377 code for a protein of 74 amino acids. The record is from RefSeq and is a predicted model, not a curated record. Gene Ontology annotation, molecular function: dynein light intermediate chain binding; dynein intermediate chain binding. Gene Ontology annotation, biological process: microtubule-based movement. NCBI's taxonomy places the organism in Eukaryota, Metazoa, Chordata, Actinopteri, Syngnathiformes, Syngnathidae.
CAGUUGACACCCUCUCCUGGGACUUCACAGUAUCCAGUCUUGAGGAGAGCCACAUCCAGAAUCCACCCAAGGAUGGCGUUUACGUGCGAGGUUUGUACCUUGAGGGGGCCGCCUGGGAUAAAAAGGCCACCUGCCUGGUGGAGGCCGAGCCCAUGCAGAUGGUGUGUCCUAUUCCCGCCAUCAACUUCAAGCCAGUGGAGAACCGCAAGAAGAUGGCCAAGAACAUGUACCUCUGUCCUUGCUACUACUUCCCCGUGCGAUCGGGCGGCGCGGGCAGAGCUUCCUUUGUGAUCGCCGUGGAGCUGAAAUCCGGCAACGUCAAUCCGGAUCACUGGAUCAAAAGGGGGGCAGCGCUCCUCAUGAGCCUGGACAGCUGACAUGUUCGCAUACUCUGGACACAUCCAAUUUCUUUUCCUAUUGGUUUGUGUUCAUCCCCCCCGCCCCCUCCAUAAAUACCUUUCCCUGUCUCAAAGAAAAAAAACAGCAGUGGUUAAUCAAGGUGAGGGAGGUCUAGUUUCAUGCAAAUUCCAUCCAAGCUGUGAGGGAAG